Fundulus heteroclitus (mummichog) is the source of this 2557-nucleotide messenger RNA. Its product is annotated as adaptor related protein complex 2 subunit mu 1. Lineage: Eukaryota; Metazoa; Chordata; Actinopteri; Cyprinodontiformes; Fundulidae. Gene Ontology annotation, cellular component: cytoplasmic vesicle; AP-2 adaptor complex. Gene Ontology annotation, molecular function: clathrin-cargo adaptor activity. Gene Ontology annotation, biological process: intracellular protein transport; clathrin-dependent endocytosis. The coding region runs from base 286 to 1614 and encodes 442 amino acids. The record is from RefSeq and is a predicted model, not a curated record. The transcript has 13 exons.
GUGGCCUGGGUGCGGUUUGUGCAGCAGCAGCGCUCCAGCCGCCGCCGCCGCGCCUUUUCCUGUCACAGCGGAACGGCCGUGCGUGAGGACGGCGGGUCAGCUGACAGCUCCCGGAGCGGCAGGGAACGGGCUGAGAGCUGGGGAGUAACGCCGGACACGAAGCGGAACCGGGCACCACGCAGGGGCGGCUUUCGUGAAAUAAUUGGGUUUCCUUCCCUGAUGUCCGUCUCUUCAUAGGAGGAGUUUGCUUUCACAAUGGCAAGCCGGGAGUGAGCAGCAGCCAGAAUGAUCGGAGGACUGUUCAUCUACAACCACAAGGGGGAGGUCCUCAUCUCCCGCGUCUACCGAGAUGACAUAGGGCGUAACGCCGUGGACGCGUUCCGCGUGAACGUGAUCCACGCCCGGCAGCAGGUCCGGUCCCCGGUGACCAACAUCGCCCGCACCAGCUUCUUCCACGUCAAGCGCUCCAACAUCUGGCUGGCUGCCGUCACCAAGCAGAACGUCAACGCGGCCAUGGUGUUCGAGUUCCUGUACAAAAUGUGCGACGUAAUGACGGCCUACUUUGGCAAGAUCAGCGAGGAGAACAUCAAGAACAACUUCGUGCUCAUCUACGAGCUGCUGGACGAGAUCCUGGACUUUGGCUACCCCCAGAACUCAGAGACCGGUGCCCUGAAGACCUUCAUCACCCAGCAGGGCAUCAAGGGACAACAUCAGACAAAAGAGGAGCAGUCUCAGAUCACCAGCCAGGUGACGGGGCAGAUCGGCUGGCGGCGCGAGGGCAUCAAAUAUCGCCGCAAUGAGCUCUUCCUGGACGUGCUGGAGAGCGUCAACCUGCUCAUGUCACCACAAGGUCAGGUCCUGAGCGCGCACGUGUCGGGCCGAGUCGUGAUGAAGAGCUACCUGAGCGGGAUGCCCGAGUGCAAGUUUGGCAUGAACGACAAGAUCGUCAUCGACAAACAGGGCAAGGGAGGCGCGUCUGACGAUGCAGGGAAGAGUGAUUUAGGGGGAGGAAGUGGGAAGCAGUCCAUAGCAAUCGAUGACUGCACUUUCCACCAGUGCGUGCGCCUCAGUAAGUUCGACUCGGAGCGCAGCAUCAGCUUCAUCCCUCCUGACGGGGAGUAUGAGCUCAUGAGAUAUCGCACCACUAAAGACAUCAUUCUUCCAUUCCGAGUUAUUCCUCUGGUCAGGGAGGUGGGCCGCACUAAGCUGGAAGUCAAAGUGGUCAUCAAGUCCAACUUCAAACCUUCACUGCUGGCCCAGAAGAUCGAGGUGCGAAUCCCAACACCGCUGAACACCAGCGGCGUGCAGGUGAUUUGCAUGAAGGGAAAAGCCAAAUACAAGGCCAGUGAGAACGCCAUUGUUUGGAAGAUCAAACGAAUGGCUGGCAUGAAGGAAUCUCAGAUCAGCGCUGAGAUUGAGCUGCUGCCCACCAACGACAAGAAGAAAUGGGCCAGGCCUCCCAUCUCUAUGAACUUUGAGGUUCCUUUUGCUCCAUCUGGCCUGAAGGUGCGCUACUUGAAGGUGUUUGAGUCAAAGCUCAACUACAGUGACCACGACGUUAUUAAAUGGGUGCGGUACAUCGGCCGCUCCGGCAUCUAUGAGACCCGCUGCUGAAUUUCCACCCGGCCAGGCAGCAAACUGACCACUUUUCCCCCCACAUCUGUCCUCUUAAAGAGUUUUUUUUUCUUCUUCCCUCUUCUCCCUCCUUCGUCUUUGUUCCUCCCUCAGUCCUUAUCACUUCUCCUCAUCGUCCCUUCUUAACUAGAUGUUGGAGAUUGAAUUUACAUGGUUUAAAAAAAAAAGAAGAAAAAAAAGUAAAUAUGGUGUAAUGCACAGAUAUAUGCAAAAUGUGAACCAUUGUAUCGUAUAUAUCUAGUAGUGAUGAGUGCAGUUGUAAACCAUCUGGUGUCUGAAAGGAAAAAGAGCAGUGAUGCCGGGGUCUCAGGGGGAGAGGACGGGUUUGAAUGAGUGCUCAGAUCCUUCAGUGUUAUGGUUUCAUCUCCUCUACUGUUAAUGUCGCUUCUCCCCUGUUAAGGCGCUUUAUCGCUGUCUGUAAGAUGAGUCCACAUAGUUUCUAUUGGCAACAUGUAUCCCAGUGCAGUUCAUCCCACCUGAAUAAGUUGACUGAUUUUUCUUUUGUAUUUUUUUUUUUGUUCUUGGUUAGUAGCCAUGUGGAUCCUGUGUCUUUCUCCCCUUUUUUUUUAAAGGAGAGAAAUCAUUCCCAACUUCCUGUUUCUGGUAGCUGCAGAAAUGACAUUGUUCAAGUUAGUUUUAUACUGUUGCAUGUGUUGUAAUCCCCCUUAUUCCUGCUUUCAGAGUUCUGUCAGGUCAUUAGAGGUUAGACCAUCGUCCUCAUUAGCUCACCGUGACUCAUUUCCCCCCCCAAAUACUUUAUAAGCACUAAGAUGAUCAUCGUCACACUAUUUUUUUGAUUCAAGGAUCAGUCUGCAGGGUUUGCAGCGAGGCGAGGUCUCCCCCUGGUGUUUGCUUUGCGGCGGUCUGAUUCUUGUUUGUAGCCCUGGUGACCGUUCUGUCCAAUAAAAUCUAUGUAACCAAA